Molecule: messenger RNA, 1299 nt
Organism: Odobenus rosmarus divergens (Pacific walrus)
Lineage: Eukaryota; Metazoa; Chordata; Mammalia; Carnivora; Odobenidae
Gene: CALN1
Product: calneuron 1
Exons: 4
Coding region: 70-543 (157 amino acids)
Molecular function (GO): calcium ion binding
Source: RefSeq, a predicted model, not a curated record
GAGAUCCGAGAGGCCUUUCGGGUUCUGGACCGAGAUGGGAAUGGCUUCAUCUCCAAGCAGGAGCUAGGAAUGGCCAUGCGUUCUUUGGGGUACAUGCCGAGUGAGGUGGAGCUGGCCAUCAUCAUGCAGCGCCUGGACAUGGACGGGGACGGCCAGGUGGACUUUGAUGAAUUCAUGACAAUUCUUGGCCCCAAACUGGUGUCUUCAGAAGGUCGCGAUGGUUUUCUUGGAAACACAAUAGAUAGCAUAUUCUGGCAGUUUGACAUGCAGAGGAUAACUCUGGAGGAGUUGAAGCAUAUCCUCUACCACGCCUUCCGGGACCAUUUAACGAUGAAGGACAUUGAGAACAUCAUCAUCAAUGAGGAGGAGAGCCUGCAGGAGACGUCGGAGAACUGCCAAACAGAGUUUGAAGGAGUGCAUUCCCAGAAGCAGAACAGACAGACCUGCGUCCGCAAGAGCCUCAUAUGCGCCUUCGCCAUGGCCUUCAUCAUAAGCGUCAUGCUGAUCGCGGCCAACCAGAUCCUCCGGAGCGGCAUGGAGUAGCCCCUCCCCGCGCCGCUGCGCCCCCGGCUCACCGUGCAUGUGCAUGCCCUGCGGGCCGACGCUGUUCCUCCGAAAGCCGACACGGACAAUGCAGACAGGGCACAGUGGAGUGAAGAACCCAAGGCUGCGGUGCAACGGGUGUUGCCAAUCCACUUCAUCUCCUUGGCAGGGACACAAAAGGGCUGUCUUAAAUGCUUUAAUGGUUUUGUUUCCUAAUGCAAUAAAAUAGCCAGGAGUUCCCAAUGACUGCGUCAGUCACCCCCAGGAACUCGGAAGAGAGACUUCAUUCUCAUCUCGGACUUCUCCAGUGGCCAUCCAGGCUGGUGGUGUAAGAGAGCAAGAGGGAGGCGUGGACGUGCAGUCAUUUCCAUGCCCCGUUGUCUCAACCCCCCCCCCGGGGUCAGCUGAAGACUCCCGGCUGAGGGAACCCUCAGUCCCCAGAGGCUGACUUCCGGCUUGCUCCCGAAGAGGGGGCCUUCCAUCCCACCCUGGCUUCCUUCCUCCACCCAGUGGAGCCCUUCCCCCCCCCAAGGCGUGAGGGGAAAGCAAUCGAAUGGGGUGCAGUGCCUGGCGGUGUGCAGGUGGCACCCCUCGCUUCCAUUCUUACUGCCUUUUCUACAGGACUCUUGUUGGCAGAGUUGGGGAGCUCUCAGUUUCCGUCGGCACUUGGCUUUCUGUUCCUAGAGCCCAUCGCGCACCAGCAUUUUGGAAUCUGCAGAGAGCCUUUCUCCCAGCUUUGCCCCCUGCGCUGCCAUU